GACACAGUUUGUUUACCUGUGUCCUGGCUGGGGAGUUAACCAGGGUACAUUAAGAAGUCGUUUCAUUCACUGCUUAGACAAGUGUUUGUGGACAGCAUGCGAAAAUAAAACAACAUGGGGCUGAUUAUAUACUAUGUGCUUGUUCAUUUAGCUGUUCUUGUGAUGCUGUUUCCACCUUCUUAUGAGUCAAAACAAACGUAUACAAGUUCUACAAUAUGUAGACGUGGAAAUAACCAAACAUCCUUCUACAAGGCAAGCUGCAAAGACAAAGUCACAAAUGUAUCACAAGACGUUGAAAUUAUUGCAGUUACAAAGGUAUUGUAUGGCGCCAAGCCCAUCUCCUCUGAAUGUGCCUUGAAUGGUUCAGCCGCUGAGUGCUGCAGCCAUGUCCCAGACCAAGACUGCCUGACUGAGCCAGCUAGUGGUGGUUACCUGUCGAGCAUAGCAGAAGACUGCAGUGGAGCCAAAUCAUGUGAAGCUGUUGGCAGAACAAUCGAUGCCUCCACAUACUGUCCAUCAGCCGGCAAUCAGUUUGAAGGAGACACAACUUACAGCAUGUUCGAGUACCAGUGCAUCAAUCUUGGACUGCUUGAAAACAUGUGCCAUGAAGGAGUCAUUCAGCAGGGAGAGGAGAUCUACUUGGCCAGCAACAUAUAUUUCCAAAAUAAGGAUGAAGACGAUGAUUGUUUUUGUAAACUAUCCACAACAUGUGGAAGUCGGGUCGUCUUUGAGGCUGUUGACAUCCGACUUUCUAGAAUACAUGGAGGCGGGUGUGGUGAAAGUAUUUUGUUUUCUGACGUCAGGGAUCCAGAUCACAACCACACUGUCACCUGCUAUGACAGAUAUCUACAGAUGAAGCCAGUGUUCGAGACUCAUAGCAACAUCGGCAGUGUCGACAUGCGGAUUAAGGAUGAUGAAAAGAAUUUGGGAUAUGUCUGGAUUCGUGUUACUUCUUCGUCCAAAAAUGCCACUGUACGCCUUUACUGUGGACUAACUGCAAAUUCACCCAUUACCGAGGAACACUUAUGUGAAGAGGACAAGUCAACAUCACAAAUAUCCACAACAUCCACCAAAGCUACCACAACCACCACACAUGAACCCACCACAUCACUGCCUGACUGCAGGGUAUUUCCUGAGCUCUGUGAAGAACACCCCGCUCAGCAGACAGGUACCAUUGGAAUUGGAGCCAUUGUUGGAAUUGUGAUUGCAGGAGUUGUCCUUCUUUUCAUACUCUUCAUACUACUGGUUCUUUUAAUGAGGAGAUAUUACUGUGGAAAUCCUGACAAUCACCCCUAUGACAAUACAGUGGUGUAUGACAAUGAUUAUGAAACACUGCAUCCACCAGAUUCGAAAGAGCUGCCUGCUUUUGAAAACAAUUCCUAUAUAUCGAAUGGACAUGCCACAGGUGAUACAGUGGAAGAGGACCCUCCCGCUGGAUAUGCACACUACAUAACACCCGUAAAUGAGUAUGAUGAUAUCGAUGAAAAACCUCACUACGACAACCUUGGAAAUGAAGAACCUCACUACAACAGCCUUCGAAAUGAAAAACCUCACUACGACAACCUUCGAAAUGAAGCUAUUGCCUCUGAUUUGGACCAGCCAAAUUCACAAAAGACCAGUUUGUAAUGUACUAUACAGUCAAACCUUUGUUUAGCUUACAAGUACUAAACAAAAUAAGUUCCCCAACUCCUGCAAUUAAGAAAA
Gigantopelta aegis is the source of this 1704-nucleotide messenger RNA. RefSeq lists its product as uncharacterized. Bases 115 to 1626 code for a protein of 503 amino acids. The record is from RefSeq and is a predicted model, not a curated record. NCBI's taxonomy places the organism in Eukaryota, Metazoa, Mollusca, Gastropoda, Neomphalida, Peltospiridae. The transcript is spliced from 7 exons.